ACUCAUGACCACAUAAUACUUUUGACAUAUAUAUAUGUCCAUUUACCUUUUCUAAUCUAUUUUGUUAUUGCAGUUUUAAACAUGAAAUUAGCAGUGGUAGGGGCCGGGAUAAGUGGACUGGUUUCUGCAUAUGAAUUGGCAAAAGCUGGUGUCAAAGUUGUCGUUUAUGAGAAGGAAAAUUAUAUCAGCUGCCAUGCUAAUAAGACUGUCAUCGUUGACGACAUCGAUCUAUCCCUUGAUUUUAUGAUCUUUGAUCAGGUAACUUAUCCCAACCUGAUGGAAUUUUUUGAGUUCCUAGGAGUUGAUAUGGAGAUCUCUUAUAUGUCAUUCUCAGUGAGAUUAGACCAAGGCCGUGGUUGUGAAUGGGGUACUCGAAAUGGAUUCUCUAGUUUGUUUGCACAGAAAAAGAAUGUCUUGAAUCCAUAUUUUUGGCAAAUGAUUAGAGAAAUUAUCAGAUUCAAGCAGGAUGUCAUAAGUUACCUUGAAGAACUGGAAAACAAUCCUGACAUAGAUCGCAACGAAACAUUAGGGCAAUUUAUCGAGUCACAUGUCUAUUCGGAGUUAUUUCAGAAGGCUUAUCUGGUUCCAAUUUGUGCUUCAAUUUGGUUCUGCCCCUCGGAAGGAGUAAUGGGAUAUUCUGCUUAUUCCAUUCUUUCAUUUUGUCGCGACCACCAUCUUAUGCAGCUCUUUGGUCUCCCUCAGUUGCUCACUAUAAGAAGGCAAUCACAUGCAUAUGUAAACAAGGUUAAGGAGGAGCUUGAGAAAAGAGGCUGCCAAAUAAGAACUGGUUGUGAAGUAAAUUCUGUAUCGACAAAUGAACAAGGUUGUACCAUUUAUUGCAAUGAUGGUUCCACUGAAGUAUAUGACGGAUGCAUAAUCGCUGUACAUUCACCAGAUACUCUGAAAAUGUUAGGCAAAAAGGCAACAUAUGAUGAAACAAGAAUACUGGGUGCUUUCCACUGUCUAUACAGUGAUACUUUCCUUCAUCAAGACAAAACAUUCCUGCCUCAUGACCCGGCAGCAUGGAGUGCUUGUAACUUUCUUGGAACCAUGAAUGAUAGAGGAUGUGCAACAUAUUGGCUCAAUGUAAUCCAGAAUCUUGGUGACUCAGAGCUGCCUUAUCUCGUAACCUUCGAUCCUCCUCACACACCAGAGCAUACACUGGUUAAGUGGAGAACAAUCCAUCCAGUCCCCUCAGUUGCUGCAUCAAAAGCUUCAUGUAAGCUACAUCAAAUCCAAGGGAAGAGAGGAAUAUGGUUUUGUGGAGCAUAUCAAGGCUAUGGCUUCCAUGAGAAUGGACUAAAGGCGGGUGUGAUUGCUGCAGAUGGGAUGCUUAGAAGAAAUUGUAGUAUUCUGUACAACCCCAAGUAUUUGGUACCAACCUGGCCUGAAACUGGAGCACGCCUCCUCGUUACUAGAUUUUUCAAAAGUUACAUUCAAACAGGAUGCAUAAUCGUGUUGGAAGAAGGAGGUACAAUUUUCACCUUCCAAGGAAGAGAUAGGAAAUGCUCUCUCAAAGUUUCUCUUACAGUUCGUAGUAUGCAGUUUUACUGGAAGGUUGCAACUCAAGCUGACCUAGGUCUUGCUGAUGCUUUUAUUCAUGGGGAUUUUUCUUUUGUUGAUAAGAAUGAAGGUCUUCUUAAUCUUAUCAUGAUAUUUAUUGCAAACGGAGAAUUGAAAGAAUCUGUUAAACCGACUAGCAAGAAUAGAGGCUGGUGGACACCAGUGCUUUUUACAGCAGCGCUAUCAUCUGCAAAGUACUUCUAUCGACAUGUUUCAAAUCAAAACACGCUGACUCAGGCUCGUCGAAAUAUCUCUCGCCAUUAUGACGUGAGUAAUGAACUCUUCUCACUCUUUCUGGAUGAGACAAUGACAUACUCAUGUGCAAUUUUCAAGAGUGAGGAUGAAGACCUAAAAGAUGCACAACUGAGAAAGAUUUAUGUUCUCAUUAGAAAGGCAAAAGUUAGGAAGGAACAUCACAUUUUAGAGAUCGGAUUUGGUUGGGGAAGUUUUGCGAUGGAAGUUGUCAAGCAAACAGGAUGUAAAUAUACUGGUAUAACUCUCUCCGAGCAGCAGCUGGAGUAUGCACAGUUGAGAGUUAAGCAAGCAGGACUUCAGGACCAAAUAACAUUUAUCCUAUGUGACUAUCGCCAAAUCCCAAGUAAGGACAAGUAUGACAGGAUUAUAUCAAUUGGGAUGAUAGAACAUGUUGGUCAUGAUUACAUGGAGGAAUUCUUUACUUGCUGUGAAUCUGCACUAACAGAAGAUGGACUUCUAGUUCUGCAGUUCAUUUCAAUGCCAGAUGGGAGUUAUGACGAAUAUAGGCAUAGCACGGGAUUCAUAAAAGAGUACAUAUUCCCAGGUGGAUGCUUGCCCUCACUAAGUCGAGUAACAUCAGCCAUGGCUGCUACAUCCAGACUAUGUGUAGUUCACCUGGAAGAAAUAGGAAUUCAUUACUAUCAAACACUGAGAUGUUGGCGAAAAAACUUCCAGAAAAACAAAAGCCAAAUUCAUUCUUUAGGAUUCGAUGACAAGUUCAUCAGAACAUGGGAGUACUACUUUGAUUACUGUGCUGCUGGAUUCAAAACAUGCACGAUAGGAGAUUAUCAGAUUGUAUUUUCAAGGCCAGGGAAUGUUGCAACAUUUGGUGAUCCUUACAAUGAUACUAUGCCUUCAGCUUAUUAGAGUUCCUUUGUUUGGAA
Messenger RNA from Solanum verrucosum, 2702 nucleotides. RefSeq lists its product as uncharacterized. Lineage: Eukaryota; Viridiplantae; Streptophyta; Magnoliopsida; Solanales; Solanaceae. Gene Ontology annotation, molecular function: methyltransferase activity. The record is from RefSeq and is a predicted model, not a curated record.